This is a messenger RNA of Recurvomyces mirabilis, 1833 nucleotides long. RefSeq lists its product as uncharacterized. Gene Ontology annotation, molecular function: oxidoreductase activity. Lineage: Eukaryota; Fungi; Ascomycota; Dothideomycetes; Mycosphaerellales; Teratosphaeriaceae. The record is from RefSeq and is a predicted model, not a curated record. The transcript has a single exon. Bases 1 to 1833 code for a protein of 610 amino acids.
AUGUCUCAUACGUUGACUAAGCCGACACCCAAUGUAGCAACACAUAAUCCAUGGAACAAUCGAGCAUCACCCCACUACAACCACAUUGGACAGUCGCUAGGUGCAUGUAGUAUAGUAACGCCUGCUGGCCAGGUGGGCAUUCACCCAGAUGGCAGUAUACCUAGCGACCCUUCGGAGCAGAUUUGGGUGGCCCUGACCAAUCUCAGUCGCUGCCUCGAGGCAGCUGGAGCUGACGUGAUAGAUAUCGUCAGGUAUACCCAAUACAUUGUUGACUAUGACUACAACAAUCCAGUGCACCGAAAGCCAUUGCAGGAGUUCCUGGGCGAGCAUCGGCCUCCUUCCACGUUGAUACCAGUUACGAAGCUUGCGUUACCCGGACUUGUGUACGAGAUCGAGAUUACGGCAGCAGUGCCACAAUUUCCUACAGAGAAAGUAGAUGUCGUGGUGGUGGGUGCCGGCUUAAGCGGGCUGCAGACUGCCGUCAAGCUACAGAAGGCGGGUCUCCGAGUCAAGGUCCUCGAAGCACGAGAUCGUGUUGGCGGCAAGACAUGGUCUCGACCAGUCCGUGGAAGCAUCUGUGAUGUAGGAGCUGCUUGGAUCAAUGAUACGAAUCAGUCCAAGAUGUAUGCUCUUGCACAACGCUACAAGCUGGACCUCAUCGAGCAGAACACUGAAGGCAGUAUUGUGGUUGAUGAAGGCAUUGGAAAGCAUAAGUUGCAUCCGUAUGGCGAACUGAUCGCUGAUGACGAUGAUAAGGAAGAUAUCGAGGACGCUGUACGAGUCCGCAGCAUCUUCGAAGAGACGCUACAGCAGAUCGAUAUCCGCAAUCCAGUUGCUUCAGGCCAGGCUGUACGGAAAGACCUCGACAGCAUAACAUUCAAGGAAUGGAUCAAAUCGCUGGACUGUCGCGAGUCUGCUGUCAAUGCACUCACCGUCGGCGCACGUGCGAUGCUGGGUGUUGAGCCGGCUGACAUGAGCGCUUUGUAUUUCCUCGACUACUGUAAGUCGGGCGGCGGGUACCUUACCAUGCGGUCGGAUCGCAAAGAUGGAGGGCAGUAUCUGCGCAUCAGGCAAGGCACGCAGUCGUUUAGCACAGGCCUUGCAAACGAGCUUGAGCCGGGCUCGAUCGUGCUUCAGUCGCCAGUAAGGGUGAUACGACAGGAAGAUAAUAUCGUUCGGGUUGUGUCCAAUAGGGGUAGCUACGAGGCUUCUCGGGUCGUUGUCUCAAUUCCGACGCCUAUGUAUGGCGAGAUCACAUUCGACCCACCGCUGCCGCAAGAGAAGAUAGCACUUGCUACAUCGACGAGACUUGGCGAUUAUUGCAAAGUCAUCGCUUUAUAUGACAGUCCAUGGUGGCGGGCGCAUGGCUUGACCGGCAUGAGUCAAUCAGUAAAGGGUCCUUUUGCAGUGACUCGAGACACGAGUAUCGAGGCUGAUGGACACUUCAGCCUGACAUGCUUUGUCGUCGGACAGCCAGCACGAGACUGGAUGCUCAAGUCGCCUGCCGAGCGUCGGAAGGCGGUACUUGACCAGAUUGAGAGACUCUUUGGUCCUUUCGCGAAAGUGGAGGAGCCCUUGGAGGUUGUCGAGCAGAUAUGGCAGAAUGAGCAAUGGAGUCAAGGAUGUCCUUGCCCGGUUAUGUCUUCAGGCAUGAUGACUGAAUAUGAAGCCGUGCUACGAGCACCAUUUGACCGAAUUCACUUCGUUGGCACAGAAACAGCGUACGAAUGGAAAGGGUAUAUGGAAGGCGCAGUACGAUCUGGCGAGAGAGGAGCAGAAGAAGUUAUAUCAGUUUUGGAGAAGCAGCAAGCACAUCCAUUGAAGUCACUCUGA